Mucor mucedo is the source of this 600-nucleotide messenger RNA. RefSeq lists its product as uncharacterized. The record is from RefSeq and is a predicted model, not a curated record. Lineage: Eukaryota; Fungi; Mucoromycota; Mucoromycetes; Mucorales; Mucoraceae. The transcript has a single exon. The annotation marks the transcript as partial.
CUUAAAGCCGAUUUGCAUAAUGAUGUACAAAAAGAACAUUUAUUGGAUAUAUUUAAUCCAAAGGGAGACGGAUGGUGUGGAUGGAGAGCUGCAGCUAAUUUUUUCGAAGGCAACCAGGACAACUUUCCUGUUGUCAAAGAAAAAAUGCUGAAGGCCUUUCAUGCCAAUAAGGAAAGCUACUGGUCCUUGUUGGACUUUGAUAAAGAACGUGAUCUGGAGAGGUUGAUCACGAGCGGUACCAACUGGGUGGAUGGUGAUGGUGAUGCUGAAUAUGGAGACUGGUUUACCACUCCUGAGUGUGCCCAAGUUGUGGCCGAUGCAUAUGGGAUUCCUGUGGUGGUUUUUCCUUGUGGAGAUAACGAAGCUUUGACUUUCCUCCCGCUUGCUCUUCCAAAAAACACCAGCAUUAAGCCCCCCUCUCCUCUCCUUUUGCAAAACGUCAAAAACCGUCACUGGAUUAGUCUCAAGAUGAAACAUACGUGUAAAAACUGGCCGGUUGUAGUGGAUUGCUACCGAAAGCAUCCCAAGUGUAGCAAAAGUAGGCUUAUAGAGGAUAGUUUUGCAGAAAAAAAGGUAGAAAAAAACAAUAGGAUCAAUUAG